This is a messenger RNA of Coniosporium apollinis CBS 100218, 1095 nucleotides long. Its product is annotated as mannose-1-phosphate guanyltransferase. Gene Ontology annotation, biological process: cell wall mannoprotein biosynthetic process; GDP-mannose biosynthetic process. Gene Ontology annotation, molecular function: mannose-1-phosphate guanylyltransferase (GTP) activity; GTP binding. The transcript is spliced from 5 exons. NCBI's taxonomy places the organism in Eukaryota, Fungi, Ascomycota, Dothideomycetes. Gene Ontology annotation, cellular component: cytoplasm. Bases 1 to 1095 code for a protein of 364 amino acids. The record is from RefSeq and is a predicted model, not a curated record.
AUGAAGGCACUCAUUCUAGUCGGAGGGUUCGGUACUCGCCUGCGACCUCUCACGCUCACUCUCCCAAAGCCGCUGGUCGAGUUUGCGAACAAGCCCAUGAUCCUCCAUCAAGUCCAGGCACUCGCUGCAGCGGGUGUAACAGACAUUGUGCUCGCCGUCAAUUACCGGCCGGAGAUAAUGACUGAGGCGCUGAAGAAGUACGAGGAAGAAUACAACGUGCGCAUCGAAUUCUCCGUCGAAACCGAGCCCCUCGGCACCGCCGGCCCGCUCAAGCUCGCCGAGAAAAUCCUAGGCAAGGACGACACCCCCUUCUUCGUCCUCAACUCCGAUGUCAUUUGCGACUACCCCUUCAAGCAACUCGCCGAGUUUCACAGGCAGCACGGUGACGAGGGUACCAUCGUGGUGACCAAAGUCGAGGAGCCCUCGAAAUACGGCGUCGUGGUCCACAAGCCCAGCCAUCCGUCACGAAUCGACCGCUUCGUGGAGAAGCCAAUCGAGUUCGUUGGCAACAGGAUCAAUGCGGGUAUCUACAUCCUCAACCCGAGCGUGCUGAACCGGAUAGAGCUGCGGCCCACAUCGAUCGAGCAAGAGACUUUCCCCGCCAUCUGCAACGACGGUCAGCUCCACUCGUUCGACUUGGACGGCUUCUGGAUGGAUGUCGGGCAGCCCAAGGACUUCCUCUCCGGAACCUGCCUUUACCUUUCCUCGCUCACGAAGAAGGGCUCUAAGCUCCUCACACCAACCUCCCAGCCCUUCGUGCAUGGCGGGAACGUGCUCAUCGACCCGUCGGCGAAGAUUGGCAAGAACUGCCGCAUAGGUCCGAAUGUUACUAUUGGGCCGAAUGUAGUUGUGGGUGACGGUGUGAGGCUGCAAAGAUGUGUGCUGCUACACAACAGCAGGGUCAAGGAUCACGCGUGGAUCAAGAGCACGAUUGUGGGCUGGAAUAGCACGGUGGGAAAAUGGGCGCGCUUGGAGAAUGUUACCGUGCUGGGAGACGAUGUGAGCAUUGGGGAUGAGGUUUACGUCAAUGGUGGCUCUGUGCUGCCGCAUAAGAGCAUCAAGCAGAACGUCGAUGUCCCAUCGAUCAUCAUGUAG